AUGACGAGUAUGCACAAGAAUAGCCUUAGCAUCGACUUCGUGGGUCAGGAGAAACCCGGAACCGGAAGCUGUCUCCUUCCCGACGACGUGCUCGCAGAGAUCCUCUCCUACCUCCCGGCGAAGACUUUCUUCGGACUCCUAUCUGUCUGCAAGACCUUCCACCAGCUCUCGUCAGAUUCCCGUUUCCUCCUUUCACAAUCAUAUCGCAGCAAAGCCAUCUCCGGAUUCUUUGUUAAGUGCUACACUACCUUCAGGUCCUUCCUCCUCGUUGACCCCUGCGCCGAUGUGCCCAGAACCAGCCGUCAAUUUCUGAGCAAGAACAACGCCUUCAUCCUUGGGUCAGCCGGUGGCCUUGUCUUCGUCUUGCAUGAGAACAACGGAUCGUCCAACGCUACCCGUCAUAGCUUGUAUGUCUUCAACCCGGCCCGUAGGACUCGGUAUCAACUACCCACCCCAUCGGGCGAGUGUUCAAGGGGUGGCAUCGCGGUGAGCUUCACGAACGAUGGCGGCAGAGUGACGAAAGAUUAUAAGCUGGUCUACCUCUCACCGACCUAUGAAUGGAGCUCGUUGCACCACUGCCGGGUCUACGACUCGGUGGCCAAUACAUGGACGAUGGACAAGCAUCUCGACUUUGGAGGGAGGGAAAUAGACAUGGAUCACCCGGUGGUCUGUGGCGAGACCGUAUUCUGGGCGUCGGACUUGGGAUCGUACAUGAAGAUUGACCCGUACGUCGUCGCCUUCGACAUGAGGACAGAGUGCACGCAGAUCAUCGCUCUGCCGAAAAGAAGAACCAUCGACUCCUCUGACGUCAUUGGGAUCGCCAAGUGGGAGGGAAAGUCGCUUUGCCUGAUCCAUUACCGUAGGUUUUCUCAGGUGUUCGCUCUGUGGCUUCUGGAGAAGAGAAGCAACGGUGUGCUAGUAUGGGUGAAGAAGCACGAGAUAAGCUUAACCCCGAUGGGGUUCGAGGAACCACUCAACGUGAGCUCCGUCACGCUGAGCGAGGUGGCCACUACCACGCUACUUGUUUUCACGGUAUAUGACGAGGUACACAGCUACAGUAUGAAGGAUGGAGAAAUCAAGAAGCUGGCAUCACUGGGAUUCUAUUACCCAUCGUUGAUCCCUUAUUCUAGUACGCUACGGCCAUGCGGUCAACAAGAUGAGCUGUUGAAAUGA
Molecule: messenger RNA, 1173 nt
Organism: Musa acuminata subsp. malaccensis (wild Malaysian banana)
Lineage: Eukaryota; Viridiplantae; Streptophyta; Magnoliopsida; Zingiberales; Musaceae
Product: F-box protein At5g07610-like
Molecular function (GO): protein binding
Source: RefSeq, a predicted model, not a curated record